AUGAAGGAAGAGAUGUGGGAGCACUUAGCUUCACUGACAGAGUAUCCAGGAAGGGUGAGCUGUGAGGACGCGCCGGUGCAUGGCGCGUGUUUUGAAGCCGCUUGUGGAGAAAUGUCCUGGGCCGAAACACAGGUGAACCUUCCAGUAGAGCGUCUGACUGUGUCCUACAGCAGAAGCAGUGGUCCUGGAGGUCAGCACGUCAAUAAAGUUAGCACUAAAGCAGAAGUCCGAUUCCACGUCUACACGGCGGACUGGAUCCCUGAAGCUGUUCGCCUGAAAGUCAUAGAACAGAAUAAAAACCGUAUCACUAAGGCUGGGGAGCUAGUGGUGACCUCGGAGGUGAGCAGGAGUCAGCAGAGGAACCUCUCCGACUGUUUGCAGAAGAUCUCGGCCAUCAUAGCCGAGGCCAGCCGCAGACCCCCUGAACCAUCCGCUGAAGACUUGGUUCUGAGAGCAGCUCGAAUCGAGAAGAGGAACAAAGAGCGACUGAAAGAGAAGAAAAUCCUUUCAGCUGUCAAGAAAAGCAGACGAGUGGAUUUCGACUGACCGGAACAAGAUUGGGCCGUCGUUUGGUAAAUUGUAGUUUAAACCCAGCAGCCGCUUU
Molecule: messenger RNA, 604 nt
Organism: Cyprinodon tularosa
Lineage: Eukaryota; Metazoa; Chordata; Actinopteri; Cyprinodontiformes; Cyprinodontidae
Gene: mrpl58
Product: mitochondrial ribosomal protein L58
Exons: 7
Coding region: 1-546 (181 amino acids)
Biological process (GO): mitochondrial translational termination
Cellular component (GO): mitochondrial large ribosomal subunit
Molecular function (GO): translation release factor activity
Source: RefSeq, a predicted model, not a curated record